This is a messenger RNA of Desarmillaria tabescens, 2058 nucleotides long. RefSeq names its product OPT oligopeptide transporter. The coding region runs from base 1 to 2058 and encodes 685 amino acids. Gene Ontology annotation, biological process: transmembrane transport. The record is from RefSeq and is a predicted model, not a curated record. Lineage: Eukaryota; Fungi; Basidiomycota; Agaricomycetes; Agaricales; Physalacriaceae. The transcript has 23 exons. Gene Ontology annotation, molecular function: oligopeptide transmembrane transporter activity. Gene Ontology annotation, cellular component: plasma membrane.
AUGGCUGUAGUGCCGACUCUUCGCACGGAGAAGGAAGCCUCUUUGAACGAGAAGAAGUCCGGCGACAGCGUCAAGGUUGUUUCGUCCAUCGACGAUGAGAGGGGACCUCUCGAUGAGAAGCAGCUAUCAUCGCUAGAUAUCUCAGAAAUUGGGGACGUCUAUGCUGAUGGUCCGCGACUCAUCGAUCUUGGCGCAGAUGGCAAGGAAAGGCCUAUCGAAACUGACUCGGACUAUGCCCUCCGUCUGCUCUCCUUAGAGGAUGACCCGACAUUGCCAAUCUUUACGUUCAGAAUGUGGUUCCUUUCCCUUGGUCUGUCGUGUUUCGGUGCUGUCCUGGGGCAAAUCUUUUACUUCCGUCCUCAGACCAUAUACGUGAGCUCGCUGUUCUUGCAAAUCAUCUCGUAUAUUCUUGGCCGGUUCAUGGAACAGACCAUACCUGGACCAGGAACUACUCUCUGGCGUUUUGGUGUCCUUCCAAAUAACUGGUUCUGGCGGUUCCUGAACCCUGGCAAAUUUAACAUUAAAGAACAUGUGGCGAUUACUAUAAUGUCUUCGACAGCCUCUGACAGUGCUCUAGCCAUCAGUAUCUUCGCUGCACAAGACCUGUACUACAACGUCCGGCCCAAUGCUGCUGUAGGAAUCUUUACUCUUAUCGGUUCGCAGCUAAUCGGAUACGGCAUGGCGGGGAUUAUGCGGAUGUUUCUUGUGUAUCCCACGUUUGCCAUCUAUCCCAUGGUCAUUCCGACUGCUCAGCUGUUCGAUAAGAAGAGACUGCGGUUCUUCUGGCUUGUAUUCCUCGGGAUAUUCGUAUGGGAGUGGUUCCCUGAGUAUAUCGCUCCAACACUGACCGGAGAUAGUGCAUGGGUCACCCGUAUAUUCGGAGGCGCAGCAGGUAACGAGGGCCUUGGGGCUUUCUCGUGUGCUUUGACUGGGUGUAUGUUGGGUCGGGUGGAGGUGCUAUCGGGUCACUCUUUACGCCCCUUAUCUACGCAGCUCUCACUGUACGCGGGAUGUGCAGUUACUGUUUUCGAGAACGGGACGGAAUAUGACCAAAAGCUUCAAGCUGUUGGUCUUCCGUGGUAUGCGGCGUCUCAACUCUUGUACAAAGUUAGCCGGACGAUGUAUAUCGGAGCCGCCGUCACUCAUUUCUUCCUGUGGCACUUUAAGACCCUCUACAAGAUCAUACAAGAUUCUUCUACCAACGAAUGCAACGAUCCGCACUAUCGCAGGAUGAAGAUUUACAAGGAAAUGUCGAACUGGUGGUAUCUAGCCAUCUUCGUCGCAUGUUUUGGCAUGGCCAUUGGCACGACUUAUGGUGCUGAUUCUGGCUUGCCGUGGUGGGGAACGAUCGUGGCAUUGAUUUUCGGGUGGAUAUUCGUGCCUAUUAUUGGGACGUUGUACUGCACCGUCGGGUAUGCCCCUUCUAUUGAGAACAUGGUGCAAAUGCUCGGAGGUGCCAUUAUUCCUGGAAAGCCUGUGGCUAAUAUGUAUUUCACUUUAUACGGGUAUAAUUGUGUUACCCAGGCAAACAACCUGAUGAGAGAUUUGAAGCUCGGCCAAUACACGAAACUCCCUCCCCGCGUCACGUUCGCAGUGCAAACGAUUGGCAGCGGCUCCAAUAUCUGGUCGGGUCAACAGGUUCAAUCGUAUAACAGCGACGCUAUUGCUUGGGGUGCCCUGGGUAAACCGCUGUACGCGACGGGAACGAGAUACGGAUUUGUGCCAUACAUGCUCUUAGCCGGUCUCGGAUUUCCCAUCCCAUUCUGUUCGGAUUCGACAAAGUUUUUCACCCCUAUUUUUGUCGCUGAGUUGGGAUACCUAAGUGUGGGCAUCAACUCGAGCGUCUUUACCUCCUUUGUUCUCGCGGUGAAAUACCACGCGACGUGGUUCAGGAAGUAUAACUUCCUGAUGAGUGCUGCGCUCGAUGGAGGAACGGCUAUUAUGAUAUUCGUAUGGACAUUCGCUGUUGGUGGCGCUGGUGGAAAGACUGUAGCUUUCCCAACGUGGGCUUUGAAUCCUACUGGCAACCCAGAUCACUGUAAACGUCUGACUGAUUGA